AUGGUCCAGUCUUGGUUCGCCCUCGCUGCCCUGGCGGGCUCUGCAGCCGCAUGGCCAAUGGUCAUGGAGCAGGACAUGCUUCUCAAGCGUGCUGCCUCCGGGCGUCUGAAUACUGGUGCUGGUCACCCCAAUCCCACAUUCGAUGCACAGUCACAAUACGUGGACGUUUCAGAUAAUGGACCGAAUCCGUUCAUGCCUCCCACAUCUGGACAGCUUCGUGGACAAUGCCCAGGACUCAACGCCGCAGCCAAUCACGGAUUUCUGCCUCGAAAUGGAAGAGCCACCAUUGAACAGACUGUCACUGGUCUGGGCAACGCCUAUGGCAUGAGCGCGGAUCUGUCCAUUGUCCUUGCUGCGAUCGCAAUCCUCAUUUCUGGGGACAUACCGACGGGAGAAUGGUCUAUUGGUGGUGGCUUCCCCAGCAGCCUACCGCUGGUCCUCAGCAAUCCCAAAGGCAUCUUGGGUACGCAUAACAAGUACGAAGGAGAUGCUUCCAUCGUCCGUGGAGAUGCAUAUCUGAACAACGGGAACGUGGGCGUCUUCCAAUGGCAGUCUUGGAACGAUUUGUACGAGAUUACCGGCACAGACGGUCUCACUUUGGACAAGGUCACGGCGCACUCCGACCGCGUGACCGAGUUCUCGGUACAAAACAACCCCUACUACUUCUCCGGCCCCUUCUCCGGCUUGGUUGCACCGGCAGCGCACAACUUUGUCGUCAACUUCAUGUCGAAUCACAGCGCAGAAUAUCCCGGAGGUUACCUUAGCCGGGAAGUCCUGAUGUCAUUCUUCGCGGUGAGUGGUGAUGCAACCGGAGCAUAUGGCACCAAUCCCGGAAACUUUGUACACAAUCGCGGACAAGAACGAAUUCCCUACAACUGGUACAGACGCAACACCGUCGAUGCCUACACGGCCGUGGAUGUCUUCCUGGAUCUCCUCGCCGGUGCAGCAUCAUACCCCAACACGCUUCGCAUUGGCGGGAAUACCGGCACUACCAACUCCUUCACGGGCGUGGACGUCGGCGACCUCUCUGGUGGAGUCUUCAACGCUGCGACUCUGUUCCAGGGAAACAACUUGGCUUGCUUCGCAAUUCAGGCUGCUCAAGCAGGCGGUAUCGAUGAGCUCGAUGGUGUGCUCAGCACGGUACAAAACUUGGUGAAGCCCCUCACCGAUCAGCUCAGCGGAGCACUGAGCAGCCUGGGUUGUCCCCAACUCAGUGCGAAAGGCUUGAAUAGCCAGCUGUUCGCCGCAUAUCCCGGUGCACGAUCUGCCUAA
Messenger RNA from Sphaerulina musiva SO2202, 1272 nucleotides. Its product is annotated as Cloroperoxidase. The record is from RefSeq and is a predicted model, not a curated record. Bases 1 to 1272 code for a protein of 423 amino acids. NCBI's taxonomy places the organism in Eukaryota, Fungi, Ascomycota, Dothideomycetes, Mycosphaerellales, Mycosphaerellaceae. Gene Ontology annotation, molecular function: peroxidase activity. The transcript has 2 exons.